Messenger RNA from Aphanomyces invadans, 1042 nucleotides. Its product is annotated as CAMKK protein kinase. Bases 29 to 994 code for a protein of 321 amino acids. Gene Ontology annotation, molecular function: protein serine/threonine kinase activity; ATP binding. Lineage: Eukaryota; Oomycota; Saprolegniomycetes; Saprolegniales; Verrucalvaceae. The transcript has 2 exons. The record is from RefSeq and is a predicted model, not a curated record. Gene Ontology annotation, cellular component: cytoplasm. Gene Ontology annotation, biological process: protein phosphorylation; intracellular signal transduction.
AUUUUCCCCACGCGAUACAAUUGCUACGAUGGGAGUUCGAGGAGAAUGGCAGUGCUUGAUCACGGCCCAUGAAGACGCGUCGCAAGAUGGAACAGACCGCGUGAAUGAGUACUUCAUGAUGGAAAAUCUCGGAAAAGGUGCUUUUGCAAAGGUGAAGCGAUGCGAGCGCCGCGUCGAGAACACGAAUCCAAGGUCGUUUGCGGCCAAGAUCAUGUCCAAGUCGGCGCUGCAUCGGAUGAAGGAAUACGUACGAGAAGGCGAAUCGAUGCGUGUAGUGACUGCACUUGACAAAGUGGAGGCUGAGAUCGAGAUCAUGAGGACGUUGUACCAUCGAAACAUUGUCCUGCUCUUUGAAGUGAUCAAUGAUCCGGCCAGCGACAAAAUCUACCUUAUCUUGGAGUACAUGUCCAAAGGACCGUGCAUGGUGUACACGCCCGCGUCCAAGACAUUUCAUAGCCCGAUUACAGGUGGCCCGUUGACAGAAGAACUGGCGAAGGAACACGUGCGAGGCAUCGUUCAAGGUGUCAAGUAUCUACAUUCUCGAGGCGUGUGCCAUCGCGAUAUCAAGCCCGAUAACAUUCUCUUGAACGCAGACAAUCGGUGCCAUCUCUCAGAUUUUGGGUGCGCGCAGUGCUUCCUCCCGACGGACAGGAUUACAAACACAUUGGGGACUUUUCAAUUCUUCGCCCCCGAAUGCUGUUCUGGUGAUCCGUUCGACCCAUUCCUGGUAGAUGCAUGGGCCAUCGGGGUGACGCUGUUUACGUUCCUGUUCGGCGUCUUGCCAUUCGACGCACCGACACCGAAGGACCUCUUUGAUUCUCUGCUGGAGAAUCCCGUCCAGAUGCCAUCGUCCACCUCGUUCUCGUCUCUUUGCUUGAACUUCCUUCAGUUGUCCCUCCAGAAAGACCCGUCCCAACGCAUGACCGUCCUCAGCAUGGAGCUCCAUCCGUGGCUCGCGGUCGUCGAGGACGACGAUGAGCCGCCGUCAUUUUGAAGCAGGACUGCCAAAACUAAUACACCCCCAUGAAACGAUGAACCUGUA